Molecule: messenger RNA, 5157 nt
Organism: Hemiscyllium ocellatum (epaulette shark)
Lineage: Eukaryota; Metazoa; Chordata; Chondrichthyes; Orectolobiformes; Hemiscylliidae
Gene: stil
Product: STIL centriolar assembly protein
Exons: 17
Coding region: 220-4161 (1313 amino acids)
Biological process (GO): centrosome duplication; smoothened signaling pathway; protein localization to centrosome
Cellular component (GO): centriole; centrosome
Source: RefSeq, a predicted model, not a curated record
CUGCGGAAAGUGUUUGUUAACGGUGGCGGAAUGGGAGGAGUGAUCAAAGUGUCUUGUUGCUGUCGGUGCCGUUGAGCAUGGUUAGGAAAUCUUUUCACUAAGGAUCGUGGCUACGUUGCCGGUGAUCGAAUUGAUACAAACGAGCAGCAGAGAGUCCGGAAGCAAGCCUUCGGGGUAUGAGUAUUGAAGUGAACUUUGAAAACCUUUAGCUCUCAUCAAAUGGAGUUUUCGAAUAAUACUGUCGAAAGCCAAUUGGUCCAAAGACCACUAGAGCGGGGAAUAACUCCUUUCAACUUUCCCAAGACAAAAUCAGCAUUAUGGGAUCCAACACCCCUUGAUGAUUCAAUAAGCAUACACCUAACUUACUAUAGAAACCCGAAGCUGCUUGUGACAGAAAAGAUCUUGCGUUUUGUCCAUCGUCAUGCCAAACAGAGUGGAAGAAAAGUAUUCUCCUGUUUUUUACUAGGGUCAUUUGUUGUGGAUGAUGAUGAGGAAGGUGUUACAUUAAUUGUUGAUCGUCUUGAUCCUGGGCGAGAGGCAGGACAUUCGGAUAAGGUACCUACAGCUCCUCUUCCUGAAGAUUUCAUCAUUCCAUGUAUAAUUGAUACUCAGGGACUUGUUUCCAGAGACACGAAAGUUUAUUCAUUUGAGGAUUUCAAUACAGCGAUUAAGAUGCUAUACCAUUAUUGCUGUAGCAAGAAAACAAUUGACUCUUCCAGACUCCUUGUGUUGAGAGGUCGCAUUAACUGUACUGAGAACUUGGAUAAUCUAAGCUUGGAAGUCCGAUGGGCAGCUGUUACAGUAGCAAUCACAUUUGAUGCCACUCCAAUCAAUGCAGUUCCCAUAAUUCCUACAGCUUUGGCAAGAAAUUUAACCAGCCCAUUAAAUAUUGCUCAGGUUCAAGGGACGUACAAAUUUGGGUAUCUUACAAUGGAUCAAACACGCAAGCUUCUAUUAAUACUUGAAUCGGAUCCAAAAGUAUUCACUUUGCCUUUAGUAGGAAUUUGGUUGAGCGGUGCAACGCACGUACAUAGUCCACAAGUUUGGGCCUGUUGCUUACGCUAUCUAUUCAGUUCUUCAAUUCAAGAGAGAGUUUUCUCGACUGAACAGAAAAGUUUUCUUCUAGUUCUCUAUUCAGUUACGCACAGACAACCAGAAUUCUAUGAAUGCCAUCCUUGCGGUGAGCAUCAGAAACUAGAUUUCCAGCUGCUUACUAGUACAGAAGUACUGAAUAUUUGCACAAGCAUAGAGCCUUCAGGAAAACAACUCACUGAAUUUGAACUAAGUGAUGAUAAUAAAAAUCCAGACAGUGAUUUCUUUAAAGAAGUGGUUAGCAAUAUUAUGGGCAUUCCGAUGUCAGUUGGUGACAAUGAUUCUGGUGUGGAGGAAGACGACCUAUCUCCAAGACCAACACCAAGUCCGCACCCAGUUGUACAAAAGUUUCCAAGAGUCUAUCCUUCUGUACCUGAGCUGUCACUUGUAUUUGAUAGAAGUUUUAUAGAAUCAAAGUAUACUCCAACAAGAUUACAACAAAAUAAAUUGCAACAGACAAUGAAAACCCAUGAAGCAUCUGGACCUUUUAAUGCAAGCAAGCAACCUUCUGAAAAUGGGCAGCAGGGAGUGACCUCCAACAUGAUAACACCUCCAUUAAAACACAAUCUGAUUCUUUCACAUGGAUCAGUAGCAUCUGUUAAGUCUUAUAAAGAAAAAAUAACAAAGUCGCAAUCAAAAAGUGGUCAUUUUGCCAGUAAGAGUUCUGGAUCAUCAUCAUCAUCCUGCUCUACUCCUCCAUGUGGGCCUUCACCUGAUGCUUCUGUAGAUCAACCAAAGUUAGUUAUAUCUACUGAUGCAGCUGAUACAGUAAAGAAUGUUAUUUUGAAUAAAGGAGGGAUUUCUCCUGGACUCUGGCAAUCUAUGUCUGAUACACAGCAUCCACAAAGGCCGCCAUCUCCAAACAAAUCCGGUCGGCAUUCAUUACAGUGCAUUUCUCCCCUUCCAUCUCAUUGUGCUGAAAUGCAGCAUUUAGGAUUUUCACCAUAUUUUCACAUGCCAUACCCAACUAGUUACUGUAAUUGCUGCCAACGUCAUGGACCCUGUUGUGGACCUUCAUUGAAUUCUAAUUGGCAAGGAAACACUCCAGCAUUUGGCACCAAAGGAGUCCAUUCACUAUCUUGUCAUGAAUGUAGUUCUACACCAUGCCCACAAACUCUGACUUGUUUACCAAAUUCUCACUGUAGUAUUGUGUGUGUGAAUAACAAUUCAAUAAACCAGAGUUUACCUGGACAAGUAGGAAGCACAUCACCUUCAAACAGCAGUUUGAUGAAAUCACCUGGCGCCUCUUACAUUCCACCAAUAAAUCAGUGUAAGGUAUGCACAGUGCCUUCUGCGUGUUUACAUUUGCCCAUUGGAAGUCUAGAACAUGAUCAAGAAGGAAGUGGAACAAUGGGAUUGCCUGUUAAUGCUUACAAGAUUCUUGUGGAACAGGACAGACAACUAAAGCUCCUUCAAGCUCAGAUUCAGCGACUCUUGGGCACGCAAAGUGGUGUUACAACUCCUGUGACACAUUGUUCUUCUAAGAAUAUUGGUACUUCUGACUGCUCGCCACAGCCAGAGAGACAAAUGGAAUUUGUUGCUAUAGAAACCCAGACAUCUCCUGGAAUCCACAUGAAGAAAAGUGUUAGCAUUGCAGUAAGCACAGGUGCUAGUUUGUUCUUGGUUCCAUCUGAGGAACAUGAGGCACAUCAAACUGUACAGAAUCUCGAAUUGAAUGACUCUGAAUUAUCCAAUGAAGAAAUGGGGGUCUCUGUUAAAACUGACAAUACCGGCCACACCAGUGUUGUAUCUUCAAUGAAUGAAGUGGACAUACACAACUUUGUGGAGAACAAUCAGAAUACAACAGAUACAUCAGAUCAAGCUAUUAGUGUUCAAAGCUGUACACCUGAAGGUACAAAAAGCAGCUGGGAUCUUCAUGUUGAUUUUCAGAGCCCAGUGCUUGGGGAGAGUGCAAGUACCUGUCUGAAAAAUAGCCCAACAGAAGUACCACAUGUGAAUAAUAGCAAAACAGAAAAGUAUGAUCUUAUCACAGAAUCGCACAAUAGCUCUCCAUUACAAGAUGAGAGAAGAUUUUACCAAAACUUAAUGGGCCAGGUAAACCAACUAUUGGAAUCAUCUUCUGAAAAACAAAGUGAAGCAGAAAAUAAAGAUGCUGAAUCAGAAGUCUCGGUGCAGAACACUGAGACUCUGAACAAACAAUCUGAACCCCAGGCCUUUCAAAAGGAAGAUAAUGAUGUGUUGAGUGCAACUGUGAAACAGCUGAAGAAAAUGGGAGUGAAAUUUGAUCUUGACUGUACAAGCAUGACCAAGAGCAAAGUUGAAAAUGCAAGCACAUUGGCUCGCAUAAACCCUGAAGCAGUUAUCCCAAGGUUGAACUAUACGUCCUUUGUCAACGUUGGUGCAGGUGACCUUGGAAAUGCUGGUGUUGACCUUAGCAUGGAGGCCAAUGCUAUUGCUCUGAAGUACCUGAAUGAUGCUCAGCUCUCCCAGAUAUCUCUCAGACGUAGUGGUAACUGUGAAUCACCAUCCCUAAAUAACUUACUGGAAAUGAACACAGACAGAAGCAUGGUUGGCCUGAGCUUAAUUUCACCCAAUAACAUGUCAUUUGCCACACGCAAAUACAUGAGGAGGUAUGGACUCGUAGAAGAAACAUAUAGCAGUGAAGAGGAGGAUGUUUUGUCAGAUUCUGCCAUACGGCCUAUAAAAUCUGAUUCAGAAAUUCCUUCUGCUAAAAAAACAAGUUCUGAAAAAGUGGUUGAAGCCCAGCUUAAAAACUGUUGUACACUGGAGUCUUUCUCAAAGGCAGAUGGGAACAUUCUAAGAAACAUUACUAAUGAAGUUUCUCCCACAAAACCACAGAAUGUGGAUACACAGGACUGUCAUUGUCAGCAGAUUCAAAAUAAUCCAAAACCUAAAACGAAUAAGUUUGCCAAAGAAAUCAGUUACACCAAAAACCCUGAAAAAGAAAAUGGAAUUGAAAGAAUUUCAGACUUUUCCAAGAAAUUAAGACCAACUGUCUUAGAAACACACAAGUCUACAAAAAGCAGUGAUGCAGUGGGCAACAUUCUGGAUGUAAAUCGGCUCCGACAACUACCCAAACUCUUCUAACUAACUGGAUUGAUGUAACUCCAAUUGGAAAAACCAAGACACUUCCCAAGAAACAACUAUUUUGUAGACACCAUUUUUUCAUACCAAAAAUGGUCAAGAUCACAAAUUUAAUGUAUUAUAACAUAGGUCAGUUAAAUAUUCAACAUCUAUAAAGGAUUGCUAAUGUAAAAUUACAUUUAUCAACUGUCAACUACAGUAUAGUGGAAAAUCCAUUGUAAAUAUUCUAUUCUGCUCAUACAAUGAUUUGUUUAUAUAAUUUAUGGGGUUUUUACACUUAGUAGAAACUUGUGUAGUAUAACUGUCUCUGGAUUAUAAUCAGUGGAUAAAUAUAGUUGUGUAGUUUCAUACUGGUUGUGGUCAGUGUCAAGUGAACUAUCAACUACAACAAUAAAUAUGGAGACCUGGAGUUCAUACUUGAAGUUAGUUUCCUCAGUGGGUAAUUCUAAUUUCGUGUUCUAAUAAGCAUUUUUGUUCUACAUUGAGACCAGUAGAGAACAAAAUGAGAACGAAGUAGUCUCCCUUAUGCCUCCAAAAUUUCAUAAAAUUUUGCCUGUAUUUAACAAUUUAUUUUGCAUUAUUACUGGAUUGAAAACUAAUGAUUUGUUAUAUACAAAACUAAUGUGAAAGAUCAUGAAUGAUUGCUAAUGCAAGACAAACUACACCAUAGUGAGAAGGUAUCUCUAAUCUGUUAUAAAUGCAACACCUUUCAGGUGGAUUAAAAUUUUGACUUGGUAGGGGAGUUGAAAACUUGAUGCUAACACAAAUGUCAUUAUUAAAGAAAGCUAUGGCUUUGACUAUCCAAUUUUUCCUAAGUACUUGUGCUCCCCUCCACUCAAUCGAAAGUGCCAGUGAAUGAAUUCUUAAUGGUUUUGGCUAAACCUUUGUAGCUAAAGUUUACAGAAAUUUAGGGAUGUUCAUGUGUAUUUUUUUACAUUACUGUGGAAGGUGUUUAUCAAUGUUUCAAUCUGAAAUUUGUGCUUUUGGUCAGUUUGUCAU